GUAACUAAACGAAAACGUAGCGUGAGGAUGGAUACUUAUGAAUCUAUUGAGGAGAGUCAUAUAAGUAACCUCAAGAAGAUCUCCGUCAUCGUCUGGAUAAUCAUCUUAAUCUGUGGAUGUUGCAUGGUCAUAUAUGCAGCUUGCUUUUAUAGUCCCAGGAAACCACCUACUGAAACUCCACAGCCUCAACAAGACAUUGAAACAGGACAGAGGAGGAAAGUCUUAAUGUUCAAAGAUAUCAAAAAAGAAGAAGGAGAAGGUUUUUGUCCAAUUUGUUUGGAAGAGUACGAGGAUGAUCAUGAGAUUAGGCGUUUGAAGAAGUGUGGACAUGUUUUUCAUCGUUUUUGUAUUGAUUCUUGGCUUACACGCCACCGAAGCUGUCCAAGUUGUCGUCGUUCUGUUGAUUUGAUUUGUAACAAACGAAAACGUAGCGUGAGGAUGGAUACUUUUGAUAAAGUUAACCUUUGGAUCCUCGUCAUCGGCUGGGUGAUCAUCAUCAUCUAUGCAUUCUGCAAAAGUUGUAAUAGUCCCACGGAAUCACCUGCCGAAACUCCACAGCCUCAACAAGACAUUGAAACCGGACAGAGGAGGAAUUCGAGGAAAGUCUUAAUGUUCAAAGAUAUCAAAGAAGAAGAAGAAGAAGGAGAAGGAGAAGGAGAAGGAGAAGGUUGUGGUAAACGUUUUUGUCCAAUUUGUUUGGAAGAGUACGAGGAUGAUCAUGAGAUUAGGCGUUUGAAGGAGUGUGGACAUGUUUUUCACCGUUUUUGUAUUCGUUCUUGGCUUAAACGCGAUCGUAGGUGUCCAAUUUGUCGUCGUUCUGUUGAUCUGAUUUCUGAUUUUUUGGUCUGCGCAAGUUGA
This is a messenger RNA of Thlaspi arvense, 858 nucleotides long. The record is from the annotation of a GenBank genome assembly. Lineage: Eukaryota; Viridiplantae; Streptophyta; Magnoliopsida; Brassicales; Brassicaceae.